AUGGGUGCCUUGUGCUCCUCGGAAACCUAUAUGCUCGACAAGGAGACUUACAAAAAACAGGUGGAGCAUAACAAGAUGAUUGAGAGUGAUUUGGAGAAGGACCGGAAACUGAAAAUAUUGAAGUUGCUUAUUUUGGGACCGGGAGAAUCUGGAAAAAGUACAACGAUAAAGCAGAUCAAAAUUAUUCACGACGAAGGAUACAGUAUUGAAGAGAAAUUAGUUCGGAGACAUGGAAUUUUCAUGAAUAUUUUGGAAGGAAUCGAAGAAAUCCAUUUGGCUGUUGGAAGGGAAAAUAAAUCUUAUAAGAAUCCAUUAUCAUUCGACCACAUUCACGAAGUUCGGAUGUUCACAGAAAACUUCAAAAAAGCGGAUGACGGUGAAAAGGCGUUAGGAGCUGAAGUCAUUAAUGCAAUUCAAAAAUAUAUAAAAGAUGAGACUGUUGCGAUGAUGCUGAGAGAGAAAACAGUUUAUAACAUCGAUGAUUCCACGAUUUAUUUCCUGGAUAACUUCUCUCGAAUAAUUGAAAAAGAAUACAUACCAACGGAAGAAGAUAUUUUGAAGAGUAGGGUACCGACUUCUGGAGUCAUUCAGUACAAAAUUAUGUUGAAAAAUUUCAAUUUCAAAAUAUUCGACGUUGGUGGUCAACGAGCUCAAAGGAGGAAAUGGUUACAUGUUUUUGAUGACGUUCAUGCAGUUCUUUUCAUCACUUCACUCUCCGAAUAUGAUCAAGUGUUGAGGGAAGAUGCUACUGUGAAUCGAAUGAAAGAAUCGUUGAAUUUAUUUGAGAAAAUUUGCAACGGAAGGUACUUCAUCAACACUGCAAUGAUCUUAUUUUUGAAUAAGAUUGAUCUGUUUGAAAUUAAAAUUAAACAUACGAACAUCACUGUUGCUUUGACAAGUUACAAAGGACCCCAAGAACGAGACAGUGCCCUUGACUACAUUCGAAAACGAUUCGUAUCUUUGAACAAAAACAAGAAGCGUUCAAUCUAUGAGCAUGUGACUUGUGCGACAGACACUGAACAGAUUCAGGUCGUCAUUGACUCUGUCAUAGACGUUGUGAUUCAGCAUACUAUGCAAAAAGUUGGAAUUCAAUAA
Molecule: messenger RNA, 1095 nt
Organism: Caenorhabditis remanei
Lineage: Eukaryota; Metazoa; Nematoda; Chromadorea; Rhabditida; Rhabditidae
Exons: 11
Coding region: 1-1095 (364 amino acids)
Biological process (GO): adenylate cyclase-modulating G protein-coupled receptor signaling pathway
Cellular component (GO): heterotrimeric G-protein complex
Molecular function (GO): G protein-coupled receptor binding; G-protein beta/gamma-subunit complex binding; guanyl nucleotide binding
Source: RefSeq, a predicted model, not a curated record